Glarea lozoyensis ATCC 20868 is the source of this 561-nucleotide messenger RNA. RefSeq lists its product as uncharacterized. The record is from RefSeq and is a predicted model, not a curated record. The transcript has a single exon. Bases 1 to 561 code for a protein of 186 amino acids. NCBI's taxonomy places the organism in Eukaryota, Fungi, Ascomycota, Leotiomycetes, Helotiales, Helotiaceae.
AUGGCGACUCAAGAAAUCUACGCGACUACCAUCAUAUUUACAGCCACUCCAUUGAGCGUCACUCAGACAAGUACGUCUAGUAGACCUACCUUCACAGGCUUUCCUGGCCCAAUUCCAACCGGUUUCCCAUCAAGCAGAUGUGGCCGAAGCAGAAAUCAAACGGGCUUGCCUAUUCCACGAUUCGCUGAGUUGAUGGUGGGAAUAUUAAUAGGCAUCUCUGCAACGUUGCUACUUCUCGGCGUCAUAGUGCUGAUCCGCUGUCUCAAAGCUCGACGUCAGAAGCAAAAGCGAAGCCGGAUGACAACUGAGAAGGAAUGUCUAGAAGAACAAGAUGAAGAAAUAGGGGCCAAGCAGGUUAUUUUGGAUGACGAAGAGAUAUGCGGGAUGAGAACAGAAUCGACAGAUGCUGAAGCAAGAGAGUUAUCGGGCGACAGGUCGCCGCUGGAAUUAAAUGGUGAAGGAAUACCAGAGGAGAAUGACAUUUCUGAGAUGGCUGGUGGUAGUAUAAAACUGGAGAUUAAUUCAGGUAGAAAGGCUCUGGAGGUUUUGAAACAGGAUUAA